AACCGGAAACCCUUCCAUGUAAAACCCCGCAGAAAGAUCAAACCCCGAACCCGGGGGCGCUUCUGAAGAGCUGAUUAGGGUUGUUCCGCCACGGAGCUAUUGCCUCCUCAUUCAUGCUGAUCCAUAGAGGCGGGAACUCGAUGCUGGCCGUCAAUCUCUUCAAGUUACGCCUCCCUGGUUUCCCCUUGCCUCUCCUCACGUCCCUGAAGGUCUCGCAUGCCCACUCGCAAACCCUCGCCAUCCGAUGCCUCAGUUCCUCCUACAUCGCUCCCAAUAGCUUCCAGAGGCACCCUCCUCCACCGCCUCCGCCGCCAACUCAUGGUCCACGUCCCUCCGGUCCCUAUUCCUACCCGCAAGACCACCGGAAUCCAAACCGCUGGCCGCCCCAGAAUCAGCACCACCAACGCCCGCCACCACCCUUCGAUAGUCAUCCCACUGUGGGCGGCCGCUACCCUCCCUUUGCCGGGCGCCCUCCCGUCGACACCGGCCGUCCCCCGGUGGCCGAUGUUCCGCCGCCCCCUCUUGCUGCCCCUCCUCCGGGACCCAUCGAGCUCGUUGCCCUUGCCCAAGAAGGAAAGCUCAAGGAAGCUGUUGAUCUGUUGAACCAGGGCGUACUCCCUGACCCUCCUACCUUCUUCGACCUUAUCGCCUCCUGCUCCGACUCAAAGCAUCUCGAUGAACUGAAGAAGAUUUAUGAUUUCUUCUUUCGAUCCCCUUUCCGUGCCGACCUCCAAAUCAACAAUAAGCUACUGGAAAUGUUCUCAAAGUGUGGUAGUAUGAUUGAUGCCCGCCGGGUGUUCGAUCGGAUGCCUGACCGAACCAUGGACUCUUGGCAUUUGAUGAUCGAUGGGUAUGCGGUGAAUAACCUGGGUGACGAUGGAUUACAGAUGUUUGAGCAGAUGAGGAAGGUUGGGGUGUGCCCCAACGAAAGUACCUUCCUUUCCGUCUUAGCCGCUUGUGCCAGUGCCGAGGCAGUGGAAGAGGGCUUUAUUCAUUUUGAUGCCAUGCAUAAAGAAAACGGGAUAUCACCACAGGUCGAGCAUUACAUUGGUCUGAUCGAAGUCCUCGGCAAGUCAGGCCACCUUAACGAAGCAAUGGAAUUCAUCGAGAAGCUACCAUUUGAACCACCAGUAGCUGUCUGGGAAGCGAUGAUGAACUUGGCUCGGGCUCAGGGCGAUGUAGAUCUUGAGGACUGUGCUGCGGAGCUCAUGACUUUCUUGGAUCCUUCAAAGAUUCUUCCGUCCAAGAUUCCAACCCCUACAGCCAAGAGGCGAUCCGGCUUAAACAUGCUGGAUGGGAGGAACAAGCUAGGGGAGUACCGGUUGCCCCCAAAGAUAGAAAAGAAGGUGGUGAAGGAGCAAGUUUAUGUGCCUGACACUAGAUAUGUGCUCCAUGACAUUGAUCAGGAGGCCAAGGAACAGGCAUUGCUCUACCACAGCGAGAGGCUGGCAAUUGCUUAUGGGCUGAUAAGCACGCCGGCUAGGACGCCGCUUCGGAUCAUCAAGAAUCUCAGGAUAUGCGGUGACUGUCACAAUGCAAUCAAGAUCAUGUCUAGGAUCGUCGGGAGGGAGCUCAUUGUUCGGGACAAUAAACGGUUUCACCACUUCAAGGAUGGGAAGUGCUCUUGUGGAGAUUAUUGGUGAAGCUGCUUGCUCCAAGUAUUUAUCCUUAACUUCUGCUCUUCGCAUAAUUUCUCUAUAAAUAUUUGCUAGUGUUGGUACUUAUCGUGGUUGUAAUCCAUGCAGUGUCAUACACUUAUACUGGUGUUGAAAUAAUACUACAAGCUGAUGGUGUUAAGUUUGUGAA
Musa acuminata AAA Group (dessert banana) is the source of this 1806-nucleotide messenger RNA. RefSeq names its product pentatricopeptide repeat-containing protein At2g15690, mitochondrial-like. Gene Ontology annotation, biological process: RNA modification. The coding region runs from base 114 to 1643 and encodes 509 amino acids. Gene Ontology annotation, cellular component: intracellular membrane-bounded organelle. Gene Ontology annotation, molecular function: zinc ion binding; RNA binding; protein binding. The transcript has a single exon. Lineage: Eukaryota; Viridiplantae; Streptophyta; Magnoliopsida; Zingiberales; Musaceae. The record is from RefSeq and is a predicted model, not a curated record.